CAGUGCAUGUGCCCUAUAAAAAAAAUGUUAUGGCAGGAACAGAAACAUUAGAUACAGAGACUUCAAAGGACAAGAAGCCAAGGAAAAGAAUGAAAGCUUUAUAUGGUCGCAUCAAGCAACAGAUGGAAUUUUACUUCAGUGAUUCCAAUUUAAGCAGGGACAGAUUCAUGAAGAAACAGAUUGUGGACGCAGAAGAGGGAUAUAUUAGCUUGGAUGUUUUCUUGAGAUUCAAUAAGAUAAAGGAGAUGACAUUAGACGCCAGUGUAAUUGCAUCAGCUCUUAAAAAGUCUAAACUUUUACAAGUCAGUGAAGAUGGUUUAAAAGUAAAAAGAACUAAACCUGUUAGCAGUGCUAAAGAUAUUGAUGAUAGAACAGUUUAUGUGGAAUGUCUACCACACAAUGUAGACCAUGAAUAUAUAAGGAGAAUCUUCGACAGCUGUGGUUCAGUGCUAUAUGUCAGUAUACCUAGGUAUAAAUCUACAGGAGAUUCUAAAGGCUUUGCAUUUAUAGAGUUUGAUAGUAUAGAGUCAGCACAUAAAGCUUGUGAGGAACUAAAUAACCCUCCUGCAGAGGCUGGAGACAAACCAGGGAAAUUUCCUAGGACCAGUAAACAGAUGACUCAUUUACAGAAAGCUCUUCAAAACACAGAGGAUGUUCCCAUAUCACCAGAAAAAAGCAUUACAGAAUCACCAUCAAAAUCAGCAAAAAAGAGAAAAAGAAGAAGACAAACUAGUGAGUGUAGUGUUGAUGGAGGGGAAAACACCACAAAACAAUUAAAGUUAGAAUAUGAUAACAAAGACCAAACAACAGUUGUCUCUCAAUCAGAGAAGGAUAAUAAAGAUUUAAGUGUACCAAAGACAGAUGAAAGUGGAGACAAAGAAUCAGUGAAGAAUAAAAGUAAGAAAAGAAAGAAAUCAAAAGGUGACGGACAGAUUUCAGUGACAGAAUCAGAAACUUCAGAUCAAUGUUCUGAAAGUGACAGAGAGACACGCAAGCGUAAAACAUUAGAUACUGUUGAUACUGAAAUAGAACCUCCAUCAAAAAUAUGCAAAAAAGAGGAAACUUGUGACAAUAAAGAAAAUAAAGAAAGUGAAAAAUCUUUAGUGAGUAAAGGAGAUGAAAAAUCAGUAGCAAAAGUUAUCGAAAAGAGAAAGAAAAACAGACAUCAUAAAACUAAACAAAAGGAUAUACCAGAACUAAGAGUGAUUUCUAAAAAAGAAUGGUUGGAUUUGAGAACAGAAUAUCUUAAAUUACAAAAGGAAAGCAUGAACAAACUGAAGAAAACAUUAACAAAAGUAAAGAAAGAAGAAAUAGACAAAGAAAUGAAAGAAAAGGAAAAAGAAAUGAUUGAUGUAAAGAAAUCCACAGAUAGACCAAAAAUAGAGUUUGUACCCGAUGUAAUAGUUUACAUAACGUCAGGACAACCGCUUUACAGGAAGGAAGUCAAGGAAGAUUUAGGUACAGGUUACCAGAUAGCCUAUAUUGAUGUAAAAGAGGGAGACAAGGCAGGUCAUAUUAGAAUGGAAGACAGUGAUAGUGCUAAAAGACUUGCUGAGGCUACUAGUGGAUCUUAUUUCUUUACUCUCUUAAAAGGACAAGAAGAAAAAGACUACUGGAAUAAGUUAGAAUCAGAUAGAAAUUCUAAAUUCAGCAGCAAAGGAAACAAGAAAAAACGAGGCUCACAAAAGUUGAUAGAAAAGGCACAGAGAAUAAGUAAAGAAAAUAUUUGUAAAACUCACAUUAAAUUUGAUGAUUGAAAUCAAUUUCAAUUGGAUAUUUGACCAAAACUAAAACUAUUAUUGUAAGAUAAGUCCUAGUGACUUCAGGGAAAAAGUCAUAUUCAAGAAUGUGAACUUGUCAUGUCAGUAUUCUGACUGUUUAAUCAGUGCUACAUUAUUGGACAGUUAAUAAAAAUAUAAAUGUUUAA
Molecule: messenger RNA, 1927 nt
Organism: Mytilus trossulus (common blue mussel)
Lineage: Eukaryota; Metazoa; Mollusca; Bivalvia; Mytilida; Mytilidae
Product: la-related protein 7-like
Exons: 13
Coding region: 30-1757 (575 amino acids)
Biological process (GO): RNA processing
Cellular component (GO): nucleus; ribonucleoprotein complex
Molecular function (GO): RNA binding
Source: RefSeq, a predicted model, not a curated record